CGGUGGGAGCGCGCGCGCCUAUAUAUAUCCACGGCGCGCCGAGGCAUCGGCAUCGCAUCGGCGUCGGCGUCGGUGGAGCAGUCGCCGUAGUAGUCAGAUUGAUUCGAUGGAGGCGACGUCGUCGGUGUGGAACGGGCUCAACUCCGGCGUGGUGCUGAGCCUGAUCGCGGUGCUGUGGACGGUGGUGUGGCAGAACCUGCAGCGGCUGCAGCUGCAGACGCUGGUCGGCCGCCACAUGAGCCGCCACGCGCGGCGGCUGGCGGCGCUCGUCGACCCGUACCUGUCGGUGACCAUCGCCGAGCACGAGGGCGGGAGGAUGAAGCGGAGCGAGGCGUUCGAGGAGGUCAAGGCCUACCUCAGCGCGUCGUGCGCGCGCGACGUGCGCCACCUCCGCGCCGAGGGCGCCAAGGACGCCGACAAGCUCGUGCUCAGCAUGGUUGACGGCGAGGAGGUCGCGGACGUCGCGUCCGAGGACGGCGGCGGCGUCACCGUGUGGUGGUGGGCGUACUCCACGCCGCCGCCGCGCGACGGCGGCGGCGGCGGGUACUACGGCUGGGGCGGCGGGCGCGCGCAGGAGAACCGGCGGUACUACCGCCUCUUCUUCCUCGAGCGCCACCGCGACCUCGUCAUCAACACCUACCUCCCGCGCGUCCGCCGCCGGGGCCGCGCCGUCAUGGUGCAGAACCGGCAGCGGAAGCUCUUCACCAACAUCUCCACCCACAGCUGGAGCGACGCCGACGGGCUCGUCCGGUCGGCGUGGAGCCACGUCGUGUUCGAGCACCCCAAGACGUUCGACACGCUCGCCAUGGACCCGGCCAAGAAGAAGGAGAUCCUGGACGACCUCACCAUGUUCAAGAACGGCAAGGAGUACUAUGCGCGCGUCGGGAAGGCGUGGAAGCGCGGUUACCUCCUGUACGGCCCGCCGGGGACGGGCAAGUCGGCCAUGAUCGCCGCCAUGGCCAACUACCUCGACUACGACAUCUACGACAUCGAGCUCACCUCGGUCCACUCCAACACCGACCUCCGCAAGCUGUUCAUCGAGACGACGAGCAAGUCCAUCAUCGUGAUCGAGGACAUCGACUGCUCCCUCGACCUCACCGGCGCGCGCAAGAAGAAGGAGGCGGCCGCCGACGACGACAAGAAGGACGGCCCCCCCAAGCCGCCGGACAUGAAGAAGGACACCAGCAGCAAGGUCACCCUCUCCGGCCUGCUCAACUUCAUCGACGGCCUCUGGUCGGCGUGCGGCGGCGAGCGCCUCAUCGUCUUCACCACCAACCACGUCAAGAAGCUGGACCCGGCGCUGAUCCGCCGUGGCCGGAUGGACAAGCACAUCGAGAUGUCCUACUGCUGCUUCGAGGCCUUCAAAUUCUUGGCCAAGACAUACCUCGAGGUCGACUCCCAUGGCCUGUUCCCCGCCGUCAAGAAGCUCCUGUCGGAGGUCGACAUGACGCCGGCGGACGUCGCCGAGAACCUGACACCCAAGAGCUUGGAAGACAAUGCCGACUCGUGCCUCGCAGCGUUAGUGAAGGAACUGGAGAAGCUCAAGGAGGAUAAGGCAAACGGAAGAAAUGGCCAAGGCGGCGGCGAUGACGACGACGACGACGACGAAGAGGACAAUGCGCAAGCGGCCGAGAAGGACAAGUAGGGCCGCCAUUGGCGCCUUGCUGGAGUGGUUGCUAGCAUCUCAUUUUUCUAGUCCAAAUAGCUAAUGAUCUCUAAUAUAGACUAAGUAAUUUUAAUUUUAUUUUCAUUGUUGAAUGUUUAAUUA
Oryza brachyantha (malo sina) is the source of this 1768-nucleotide messenger RNA. Its product is annotated as AAA-ATPase At3g28580-like. Gene Ontology annotation, molecular function: ATP hydrolysis activity; ATP binding. NCBI's taxonomy places the organism in Eukaryota, Viridiplantae, Streptophyta, Magnoliopsida, Poales, Poaceae. The record is from RefSeq and is a predicted model, not a curated record. The transcript has a single exon. The coding region runs from base 107 to 1645 and encodes 512 amino acids.